Messenger RNA from Leptinotarsa decemlineata (Colorado potato beetle), 1102 nucleotides. RefSeq lists its product as uncharacterized. NCBI's taxonomy places the organism in Eukaryota, Metazoa, Arthropoda, Insecta, Coleoptera, Chrysomelidae. The record is from RefSeq and is a predicted model, not a curated record.
UCAUUAAUGUGACAGUGACAUUGACAAUGUCAUCUAAGAAAAAUGUCAUUAUUUGUAUUGUGUUGAUUUAUAUUGUUUAAGAAGGGACUACCAGCUAAACUAAAAUUAUUAUUUUUACUGGAAUAUGUGUCUCUCCAGUUCCAGUAUCUAUAAACCUUCCUGAUCUUAAUAUUGAAUGGAUCCCAGUGAAGAUGACGGCUGAAAAUGGAAUAAAAGAAUUACUUUCUAAAUUGGAGGAAGACGAUUUACUGUCACUAUCUCGUACAGUAACCCAGGGACUGUUGAAAAUCAACUCUGUUGAUGAUGCCAUAAAAGGCAUAUUGAAGUACUCCCCAGACCUUAUCAGUAUUUUGAGGAGAAAAAUAGUCACUAGAGAUAUACUCUUCACGUAUUUAGAUGAGAAAAAUGUCGAAGUGAGACUGCCCAUCACGAAAAAUGAACUGAUCGAUAAAAUAGCUGAUUUUUGGAAUAUUUCACGAACUAGUCGAGCUGUAACUGAACAUAACAAUACCCAAACGGUGUGUAGUCAAGAAGAUAAAGGUGUUCUGAGUGCAAAUGGCCAGAGCCAAGACCCUCACACUGUUUCUGCUCUAGCAGAACAAUUCAUAAAAUGGUUCUAUGACCUGCUGAAUCUCCAGGGAAUUGGAUCAGAGCAUUUCUUUCCUGAAGCAAAACUGAAGUUGAACAUUUUUUCAGGCCUCAAUUGUGAUACAAGUGUAAUUGAAGACAGUCCCGAGGAGAUAGCAAAUGCAUUGUUUCGAAUUAAGGUGCAGAACAACUUGUUCUUCAACCCAAAUAUUUCCCCAGAUGGGGUUCAAGGGAAAAUGGAUCCUCACGGACUGGUAUUGAUUUUGGCCUGCGGCACUCUACACACUCAAGGUACUUGUGUGGGGGUUUUCGAACAGGUAUUUAGUUUGGCGAGGGACCCGUAUUGUGAAAAUAACUGGAAAAUUAAGAACUGUGAACUGAACUUACGCAGCAAAAGUGGGGUUAUGAGCCAACCAAGUUUGUGUGAUAGUGAACUGACUUCUAAUUUGCUCUCAUUGCCUUCCAGUAAUUGACAAAACUGUUUUGUUGUGGUUGAUUAUAGUUUCUUAAGGUG